Gilbertella persicaria is the source of this 1177-nucleotide messenger RNA. RefSeq lists its product as uncharacterized. Bases 97 to 1104 code for a protein of 335 amino acids. The transcript has a single exon. Lineage: Eukaryota; Fungi; Mucoromycota; Mucoromycetes; Mucorales; Choanephoraceae. The record is from RefSeq and is a predicted model, not a curated record.
GAAAGCGAGCAGGCAAACAAAGCCCUUUCUUUUCCUUUCACUUUUUAUAUAUACAUUUUUUCCUCCUUUUUCCCUUCUUUCCCGUAGUACAUAAACAUGAUUUUCAGUAGUCGUUCUCAGUCACAAAAGCAGCCAGAAGAAAAUUCUAUAAAACCAAUGAAAAUCUUGACUAAUGCUCUUGUCUCCGUUUCCACCACUCAUCCUAUUACAAGUUCUUUGCCUUUUCCAAUUGACGAAGUACCAGUUCGACGAGUAAAAACAAACGAAAGUAUGUUGGACAUUAACGACCCCAAGACCUUUCGACCAAGACCAAGUGGCAUUCAUGUCAACCUUAUUCUUCAACAUGCAAAUUGUACUGGGUGGCUGACUAAGCAUCGUGCACCCACUUUCUCGUUUAUAAAGACAAUCAAGAAACGUUAUGUUGUACUUGUCGAUCGUUUUCUCUAUUCGUUCAAGACAGAAACACCAGAAACAUACAGGGAGUUCCUUGAGCUGACAAAAAACACGCAUGCGUUUGCAACAGACAAGUUUACAGGUGCAUUGUUUUGUAUCGAAAUCAAAAAGAUGGGUCAUGAGGACUCCUCAAGCUGGUUUCUGCAAGUAGAAGAUGCUGAAUCAAUGAAGAUGUGGCUAGAUAAAAUCAAGCGUACAAUUGCCUUAAUUCGUGCUGAUCACGCCACCACAAUCACAAGCAGAGACCUAUCACACAUCACAACUGAAGAACAAGAAUAUUCACUCAUCGCAGCAAGACCAAGUAUUUCUACAUCCAGUCAGAGCAAUAUAUCACUCGAGCAACCCGAGAAUGAUUCUAUUUGGCUUCAAUCCUCUCAUUCAUCAUCCAUUGGACAAGCAAUAAGUCAACCCUCAUCACCUAUUUUAUCCUCACCCAUUAAUGAGAACGAGUCACUUUAUUCAUACCCCUCAUCUGUUGGCUUUUCCUCAGAAUAUUCCAUAGAGCGACAACAUAGCUAUGAUCCACCACGGAGACAUUCAUCACUAAGAACAAGUAAUCACUCUAACUCCCAUAUUCCAGCCGUGCUACCUCCCCAAUUGCCUCCACCAAAAACUCAACCUCCACCUAUUCCUUCUUAUGCGUAUCUAUAAUAAUAAUAAUAACAUAUGUGUUUUUUUCUUACUUUAUCGUGAGAGUAAACUGUUAUUUUUUCUUUAAAAAAAA